This is a messenger RNA of Rhodotorula toruloides NP11, 4314 nucleotides long. Its product is annotated as epidermal growth factor receptor substrate 15. The record is from RefSeq and is a predicted model, not a curated record. NCBI's taxonomy places the organism in Eukaryota, Fungi, Basidiomycota, Microbotryomycetes, Sporidiobolales, Sporidiobolaceae. The transcript is spliced from 8 exons. Gene Ontology annotation, cellular component: plasma membrane; cytoplasm. Gene Ontology annotation, molecular function: calcium ion binding; protein binding. Gene Ontology annotation, biological process: endocytosis; endosomal transport. The coding region runs from base 1 to 4314 and encodes 1437 amino acids.
AUGGCAUCUGAGCCACUCCCAGCGCAGCUCUCGGCGUACAGGCCAUCCAAACACGAGAGGGACGCUUACAACUACCUCUUCGAGAAGGCCGACACUCAGCAGCUCGGCGUACUCACGGGCGACCUCGCCGUCCCCUUCUUCUCCCACUCGUCCCUCCCGCCCCUCAUCCUCGGCGAGGUAUGGCAGAUCGCAGACCCCGACAACAGCGGAUUCCUCUCGCCCGAGCGAUUCGGCGUCGCCUGUCGUCUCAUCGGUCAUGCCCAGGAGAGGAACAGGCGUGGAGCGCCCGAGGUCAAGAGUGAGGACGUUGGAAAGGCCGGCCCACUCCCGACCUUCAAGGGCUACGCCCUCCCCGCCCAUCUCUCGCACCCUCCUCCCUCCUCGACCUCCUCCUCGAGCGCUCUCUCGCCUCCAACCUCACCCUCCCCCACCUCAGCUCCAGCUCGGCAAUCCUCCCUCCCGCCCUCGAACCCGCGCCUAACCACCAUCUCCCCCACCGACAAGGCCAACUACACGCGGAUCUUCUCCGCUGCGAAUGGUGGAAAUGUCGGCGGAUUGUUAGACGGUGAUAAGGCGAGGGAGAUUUGGGUCAAGAGUGGGUUGCCCUACGACGUUCUGGGCCAGAUCUGGACCCUCGCCGACACCCACUCGCGCGGCGCACUCGACCUCACAGACUUCACCAUCGGCAUGCACCUCCUCCACCUCGUCCUCGACGGCUCCCUCCCUCGCUCCGUCUCUGGUCUCCCAAAGGUACUCGAUCCGAAGAUGUACGCCGCAGCAGCUGGGCUUCCUUUGCCAGGCCAGGGCGCGCCUACUCCCUCCACUCCCUCCGCCGCGCCCUCCACCCCUACUCCCACCGCGCCUCAGCAGCAGCAGCAGCAAGGAGGCUGGCUCAUCACUCCGGCUGAAAAGUCCGAAUCAGACACCUGGUUCUCGCAGCUCGAUACCCAGAACCGAGGGAUCUUGGAGGGCGAUCAGGCUGUUGGGUUUUUCGGGCAGAGUGGGUUGGAGGUUGGGAGGUUGGCGAGGAUUUGGGACCUCGCGGACUUCGAGAACAAGGGAUUCCUUACGAAGGACACGUUCGCCGUCGCGAUGCACCUCGUCAAGAAGGCCGUCGCGGACCCUUCGUUCGUCCUCCCCGACUCGUUGCCGGACAACCUCCGUCCUCCCACCUCUGCCUCGACCUCGAAUGCGGGCGGGAGUCAAGUCCAGCGCGACUUGCUGGACUUAAUGGACGACGACGACGGCGCGCCUUCGACUCCGACUGCCGCGCCCUCCUUCGCGCCCCAGCCUCAGACACAGCGCUCGCUCUCCCCUCAGCUGACCGGCCAACGCUCGACCAUCCCCCCGCCCAUCCAAGCGACGAUGCAGCCUCUCCCGCUCUCGCCGCAAGGAACAGGCCAGCCGCAGCGGAGCUUGUCGCCUCAAGCGACGGGCGGGAGCGCACGGGGCGUUGGGAUGGUCUCGAGUCCGCUUGCGACCUCGGCACCGCGCGGAGGGUUCGGGGAUGACUUUGCGCCUGCCUCCUCUUCGUCGCCAGCUCCCGUUCCUCAGCAGCAGCAGAAAACCUCGUCGAACUUCUUCGACGAGAACGACGAUGCGGAUCUUGCUGCGACCGCCUCAUCGCUCGCUUCCCGCGCGUCAAACCUCCGCACCGAGCACGCGAGCGUCUCGAAAGACCUCGAGUCGACCUCCGUUUCUCGCGCCGAACUCGAGUCGCAAGUCCAGGCUCACAACAAGGAGAUCGAGUCGCUCCAAUCGCAAGUCUCUGCCGCGCGCGAGGCGUUCGAGACUGAGCGUACGAGGGUGGAGGAAUUGCGAGCGCGCCGGGACGAACAGAAGCGGGUUCUUGAUCGUGCGAGACACGAGUUGAUUAGCGCUCAGUCGGAUUUGAGCGGGUUGAGGAUGGAGAAGACGGAGAUCGAGGGUGAGGUGCUUAGGGAUAAGGAGGAGGUGAGGGAGGUCAAGAGGCAGGUUGCGAUGGUUGAGGAGGAGAAGAGGAUCCUCAGUGCGGAGAUUGAGCGGGUUAGGAAGGAGGUGAGGAGGGAGAAGGGGUUGGGCGCUAUUGCGCGCAAACAGCUUGCGAGCGUGGAGGCGGACCGCUCGAGGCUUGAGGGCGAGCUGGAGCGCGCGCGGGCCGGACACCUCGAGGGCGAGCAGGAGGAACAUGGUCUCGUCACGGCCAAGGACGAGGCCGCUCUCGCCGCGACUGCUCCGACCGCUCCCGCCGCACACGCCGCUGCCGUCCCGCUUCCCGCCACGCCCGCUGGAGUCGUCUCCCCCGCCGCCAGCACGAAGAGCACCAACCCGUUCGACCGCUUCACUCAGACUCAGCAAGGCCUCUCGCCUCAACCGACCGGCGGAUCGGCCAAGUCCACCAACCCGUUCGCGAGCUUCGGUACGCAUGCGCAGCCGCAAGAACGCGCGGUCGAGACGCCUAAGCAGGAGGAGCAGACUUCGCUCCCCGUCGCGGCGGCCGCGGCGAUUGGAACGGGCGCGCUUGCUGCGCUUGGAGCGGCGGGCGCCGGGAUCGCUCAUGCGGUCGGUGUCGGCAAGAGCGACGAUGAGCACAAGAAGGAGGAGGCUUCGCACGGCGACGAGGCCGAGAAGGAUCCCUUCGGCGUUCCCUCGACUGCCGAGGUCAAGGACGCCCGCGACGACGGCUUUGGCGACGACUUUGCCGCCUCGAGUGCCCAGCCCAGCGCGGGCGGCUUCGAAGACGACGCCUUCAACGUCACGCCGACUGCGACGACCGCUCCGACCGGCGCAGACGACGGCUUCGACGACGAGUUCAAGGCGUUCGACUCUGGCGCUCCUGCCGAGUCGUCCAUCCCCGAACCGGUAGAAGGCACGCUCGGCGAGAUUGACUCGUCGGCGGGCUUUACGGACGCCGUUCGCGACCUGAAUGAUGGCAAGGGUCCGGACGCCGUUGAGGGAACCCUCGGCGAGGUCGACAAGGACGCUGGGUUCGAGGAGGCGUUCAAGGAGGUCGAAGAGCACCACCAUGCUCCCUCCACUGAGCACGAGGCGACUUCAGCGGCUCCCAAGCUCGACAAGAGCAAGGAGAGGGCAAUCGAGGACGAUGUCUUCGGCGAGGGCGGAGUCGGUACUUCGACGCCGCCGAGGGUCGACUACGACAGCGACAGCGGUGACGACGAAGCGGAAGGUCCUGAGGAGGCGUUUGGCUCCACUCGUGCUCACCAACGCGAUCUCGAAUCCUCCGCCGACGAAAGCGGCUUCGCGACUCCAGCCGCUGCUUCGACCGACCUGGGCGCGUCCUCCGUCGCCGACAUGGCCGCCGUCACCGGUGCCGCCUCGCUCCCUCACAACGCUGAAGCUGGGCCGACCGCGGAACUCGCUUCGCGCGGUGCAGGCGAGCAAGCCCGCACAAACGACUCCUCCGAGUCGGGCGAGUCUUACGUUCAUGUCGACGUCGGACCGACUGGCACGGCCGAGAGUGUGGACAUGCUCGAGCCGCCCGCGCCCGCGAGCUUCCAGCCUGCCUCACCCGCUGUUACGCCCACUCAACGUCGCGCAGCUCCCCCUCCCCCUCAGCGCUCCGCUGCUGCAGUGUCGACGCCGCCUGUCGUUCCGGCAUCCCCAGGCGAUGCAGACAAGGGUAUCGCCCCGGCCGGUGCCAACGUCGACCAGCCGGUCAGCAAGCCGGAGGACGACUUCGAGUCCGCUUUCGCCGACAUGAGUGUCUCGUCUGCCCCUGGCUCUUCGUCCAUCAGUGCGCCGACGGCGACGACCCAGCCGGACUUCGACUCGUUCGACAACGAUUUUGAGUUCCAGCCCUCGUUCGACGAGGCCGAGGCGGUCUCUGCCGCUCAGACGGCGCACAACCUAGCCGCUGUCCAGUCCGAGGUCGCGCCCACGGACUUUGACGACGCUGCUUUCGCCGAUUUCGACUCGACGUUCGCAAACAACCCGUCUCAGGCGCCGUCGCAGGCUCAGGCGCCGCAGGAUGCCGGCUUCGACAGCGCUUUCGACGACAGUUUCGGCGUCUCGUCAACUAGCACAGCAUCUGCCGCUGCACCGGCUAUCACGACGGGCGAAGGCGCGGAAGGCGGCAUCCCCGCUCUCGGUGCGUCUCUCGGUCCCGCCACGACAGCUUCGCCAGUCCCGCAGUACGCUCCUCCGCCCGGCCCGCCUCCUCCUCCCAAGCACCACUCGACGCUGAAUGCUGGCGACGAGGACUCGGACGCGGUCAAGACGAUCAAGUCAAUGGGCUUCUCGCGCGAGCAGGCUAUCGAGGCGCUCGAGAAGUACGAUUACGACGUCAACCGCGCCGUCAACAGCCUCGUCGGCUGA